Molecule: messenger RNA, 6684 nt
Organism: Dunckerocampus dactyliophorus (ringed pipefish)
Lineage: Eukaryota; Metazoa; Chordata; Actinopteri; Syngnathiformes; Syngnathidae
Gene: kdm3b
Product: lysine (K)-specific demethylase 3B
Exons: 25
Coding region: 296-5632 (1778 amino acids)
Biological process (GO): regulation of transcription by RNA polymerase II
Cellular component (GO): histone deacetylase complex; chromatin
Molecular function (GO): histone H3K9 demethylase activity; transcription coregulator activity; chromatin DNA binding
Source: RefSeq, a predicted model, not a curated record
UUGCCUACGAGGAGUGCGUUUGAUUGUUGCAGGGCUCAAUGGCGGACAUAGCACUGUAGUCGCCCACAUCAACGGAGGACAAUAACAUCUACACGGAGUUCAUUACCAGCCGUCGUUCAUCGCCCGCUGGUUCACUGCUCGGUACCCAGUUUGCGGUGUAUUGGCGAUACGUUUAAUAGCCCUAAAAGGCUAUUUACCCCCCGUACGCGCCUGUGAGCACUUCUGAGUUCCCGAGCGAGGAAGUUAACACUGUUUCAUGGUGGCUCGAUAGAAGCAGCUAGCUUGCGGGGAAAUCAUGGGGGAGCCUCUUGAAUUGAUAGGGAAACGUCUACUCUUGCUACUUCGCGACGGCGGGACUGUCAAUGGAACCGAACCGGAGCAGACACCGCGAGUCCGGGACUGGCUGCGAGGGACGGUGCGGGCAGUGAGUGUCAUCGGCCUGGCCGCUCCGGAGCCUAGCGCAGGGGAGGCGACAACAACAACUCCUGCUGCGGGACUGACGGUGUUUGUGGAGUUUGACAAUGCAUCGCAGCAGUGUUCGUGGGUGCAGGUGUAUGAUGACAGCGUUAAGGCCGUGCUGGUGGAAGAUACCGUCGUUUGGGCCAGUCGCAGUACUCCUGCUGGCACCACCGGAUCAGCUAUGACCUGGCCUGCUCUGGCUUUCCACUCACUCGUGGACAGAGUGGGUUUGGGAUCUGUUCUUCCAGUGCAGUAUUUUGGAAACAACGACCUUGAGUUUCUACCCGAUAAAAAGUCCAUCCACAGGUUUGAGGUUGAUAAAGACAUAAGACAUCCACUGCUGUUGGAGCAGCCCUCUUUGCAAGCUGCCAUCUCCAGCUGGCGAAGUGACUUUGAACUACAGGAGAUCCUCAGGAAGGGUUCAUACACAAUUCAAGGACGAAAGGUGUGUGUCUAUAAGCCGGAGUUUGAGGAAUGCUGGGCCUCAGGAUUUGUCUCCCAACACGACCCUGUCUCACACAUUAUGGAGAUCAUGUUGGAUAAGAGUAAAGAAAAGCAGAUGGUGGACCCUCGUGUGAUACAAGUCAUGCUGGCAGAGGAAGAGAAUGGCCGGCGAAAAAUGGACAGUGAGACAUUGAAAGGGGACAAUAGUCGCAGGAGAAGGACUGCCUCUGAAGAGGAAGAUAUGAACUUGAAGCGUUUCAAAGGAGCAGCAGAAUCUGGAGUGGAUGGACAAAGCUGUGACGAUUCCAACAAAAAUUUGACAGAGGGGACAGAUGUGCGGGGAGGAGACUCCGGCGAAAGAGUCAGCAGCACAACCAAAAACGGAAGCUCCUCAGAGGGAACUUUUCUUCAGGGCAAAGUGUCGUCGGCCCAUGCCAAUCCCAUCCUCCAGAUGGAUCAGUCAAAUGCCACCCAAGCGUGUUAUUACACACACGCUAAAGAAAAUGGACGGACACUGUCCACACAAGGGGCAGCGGACUCCACCACUUCUGUAUCUCAUACGCCCAUCCCUCCGCCCCUCAAACCAGCACCAUCUCCCUUUUCCGCCACAUCUUUCCCCUCUCUCGGCCAGAUGCCAAGCCUGGUUCCUGGAGCUCCGGCCUCCAAGGCUUCUCUGACCCCCCAGCCGGCCAGAGAAGAGGCCUCCCAGUCCUUUUCUAAAACAGCUGCUCUUGUUUCCCCUGGGCCUGUCACCAUUUCUUGGUCUUCACCAGACAGCAGCCCGAGUGUGGCACUGUCUGCUUCUGUGGGGUUCACUCCCAAGGCACCCACUUGGGGAAACCAGACGGAGGGAUCUAAGACUGCUUCUAGUUUCCGUCUUCCGGCUGUGUCUGCUGCUCCUGUAUUUGGAGAGGUUACCUCACAGACGAAUGGAGCCUCUGCUGCAUCUACAACCUCCAAGGACACUUCCAGACCAUUUGGUUUUGGCUUUGGCAGAGAUAAAAAUGAAACCCAAUCUCAGCAAGAGCAAAACCUGUUUUUCCAAUGCAUGACCAAGAAUUCAGACACCAACCCAGGUCUAGCAGCAUCACAAAGCCAGUCCAAGGACACAAAUUACUUUGCAGCAGCAUCUGAAACCCUUAGUAAGGAGCCCCCAAACCUUUUUAAGUCCUCUACAGAAGGGAUGAAAAAACCCGAGCAGCCCAAAAUGCCUGAAUCCCAUCCAACAGGAAAUGGUGUGAUCUCGUCAUCAGCUUUCCCGGGCAUGGGUGGUGCAGCUGCAGGGAGGGUUGCUGCCAUUGGAGGUACGGCAGCAGUAUCCGGACUACAGAAUCUUUUGAAGAAUUGUAAUAAUGGCACAUCUACAGCGGGUGUGGUACUGCAGUCUAGUUUUAAACCUUCAGAGAGCCAUCAGAACCUUUUUCUGCAGGGCUCCAAAGAGCCAACUAAUCCAUUCUUGGCCUAUGGGGACAAAAACGCACACACGUUUGCUGGACUCUCCAGGGUUGAGUCUGGCUCGGACAGCAAGCCAAACCUUUUCACAAUGGGAGAGCCACCUAAGGGAAUUCGGUCGUCCCCUUUCUCAGUACUCUCAUCCACUGUUUCACCCAGCUCUUCAACCUCUCCAGCACCGACGACAACUCAGAGGUCACAGAACGAAGGUGCUCAGAUAAAGGACGAAAAGGCAGCUGGGGAGAUGCCAUCAUCCACCUCGGGUAGCUCUGUCUUUGGAAUCACUGGUCCUACUAGAAUGGACCAGAUGCCUGUGUCUUUUGACCUCAACCCUAGUCAGAGGUUUGUCUUGGAAGAAAGAGCACAGUCAACCAAACGUGACUCUGACCUAAGCAGUAACAGCGACCUGUCAGACCUGAGUGACAAUGAGGACGGUCCAGACAAAGGCCAAGCCCUAGGAGCAUUGUCGCACCCAUCGAAGGAUGGGGCCAUGCUGCAGAAAACUAAAGUCCAAGGCAAUGCAAAAAGCCGCCCACGUAAUAAGCCUUUCAAAGUGGGGCAGUCUGUACUGAAAGACCAGAGUAAAGUCCGCCGUCUGAAGCAGUCUGGCGAGUCCUUCCUUCAGGACGGCUCGUGUAUCAACGUGGCCCCUCACUUGCACAAGUGCCGCGAGUGCCGCUUGGAGCGCUACCGCAAAUAUCGCAAUACAGAUGAUGAUAGCGAGGAUGACGACGAUCCAAACGUGGCGUGUCGUUUCUUUCACUUCCGAAGGUUGGCAUUCACUCGUAAAGGUAUGUUGCGUGUUGAAGGCUUUCUAAGCCCCCAGCAGAGUGACUCGAUGGCUAUGGGUCUCUGGCUACCUGCACCCGCUGUGCAAGAAGGCCUCGAUCUUGAUACAUCUAAAUAUAUUCUGGCCAAUGUGGGUGAUCAGUUCUGCCAGCUGGUAAUGUCAGAGAAAGAGGCCAUGAUGAUGGUGGAACCUCACCAGAAAGUAGCUUGGAAGCGCGCUGUGCGAGGCGUGAGGGAAAUGUGUGAUGUGUGUGAGACCACUUUGUUCAACAUCCACUGGGUGUGCCGCAAGUGUGGCUUUGGAGUGUGUCUCGACUGUUAUCGGCUUCGCAGGAACAGGCCAAUAGAGGAGUUAGAUGAAGGUCCAGAGGAUGAAGUGUUCUCCUGGUUGAAGUGUGCGAAGGGCCAACCUCAUGAGCCACAAAACCUUAUGCCGACACAGAUUAUACCUGGGACAGCUCUUUACAACAUAGGUGACAUGGUGCACUCAGCGAGAGGCAAGUGGGGUAUUAAAGCCAACUGUCCCUGCACCAGUCGACAUACGAAGUCCCUAGUUCGCCAUAGCGCGCCCAAUGGAAUUUCACAGCAGUCGACAAACAGUGGCAGUGGUGGCAUCGUCGUAGCUGCGCCCUCUACUGCUGGCACCACUGUAAAGUCAGAAGGCGAAGCAUCAACUAUCAAAAUUGAAGGUGCACAGACCGCAGUAUCGUCCAGUGGCGGGGGAGGGGAAAGCGUGGGGAGUACUAGUAACUCGACCAGUGGUACAUCGUCCCUCAGUAACCUCGCACAGUCUUCCACUAAGGAGUCGCGCUUAUCAGGAGAGGGCAACAGCUCCGCUCUACACUGGCUGGCAGACUUGGCCACACAGAAAUCCAAGGAUGACACAAAAGAAUCUGGUUCACUCCGUGCCAUAAUGAAUCGAGAAAGUCGGCCUCCUUUUGGCCUGGACUCCCUCAGUUGCCUGUCAAGGCCUUCCGCUUCCAGCCCCAAGCUCUUCAACAGCCUUUUGCUGGGCUCCAGUGCGACCCAGUCCAAACCAGAAGGUUCCAGUCUCCGUGACCUGCUCAACUCCGGACCCGGCAAGCUUCCCCAAGGACCUGGAGAGAGUGGAGUACCAUUCCCAUCGGUUUUUACCUCUGGAGGCGGUGACAAGCUGAAGAGCAGCCUUCCUAACUUUUUGGACCACAUUAUUGCCUCAGUAGUGGAGACUAAGAAGGCAGAAGGCCGACGUACGGGAACCUCAGAGGGAAAUGAGCUUAGUGUGCUGGGAGCCCGUAAAGAUGGAGUAAUGGGGCUCAGUGUUUUGGAACCACAUACCUCACACUCCUGGCUGUGUGAUGGCCGACUCCUUUGCCUCCAAGACCCUCGCAAUACCAACAACUGGAAGAUCUUUAGAGAGUGCUGGAAACAAGGACAACCUGUGUUGGUGUCAGGGAUACAUAAACGACUGAAAUCUGAGCUGUGGCGACCUGAGGCCUUCAGUGAGGAGUUUGGAGACCAGGACGUAGACUUGGUCAACUGCAGAAACUGUGCCAUCAUUUCUGACGUGAAGGUGCGAGACUUCUGGGACGGCUUCCAGGUCAUCUCCAAGCGACUGCAGGACAGUGAAGGUCAGCCUAUGGUGUUGAAAUUAAAGGACUGGCCUCCAGGAGAAGACUUCAGAGACAUGAUGCCCACACGGUUUGACGAUUUAAUGGACAACCUUCCCUUGCCUGAGUACACUAAAAGAGAUGGGCGGCUAAACCUUGCCGCCCGUCUGCCUAACUUUUUUGUGCGACCCGAUCUAGGACCCAAGAUGUACAACGCCUACGGACUGAUCUCGAGUGAAGACAGAAAGGUUGGCACCACCAACCUUCAUCUUGACGUCUCCGAUGCUGUCAAUGUCAUGGUUUAUGUUGGCAUACCUCAAGGAGAAGGAGACCAGGAAAAAGAGGCAGAUAUUUCUGGAUACAAAGAGGUCAUGACCACUAUUGAGGAGGGCGAUGUGGAUGAAAUGACCAAGAGGAGGGUAUACGAAGGAAAUGAGAAACCCGGAGCUCUCUGGCACAUCUAUGCGGCCAAGGACGCCGAGAAGAUCAGAGAACUGCUCCGCAAGGUGGGAGAGGAACAGGGUCAGGAGAACCCUCUAGACCAUGACCCAAUUCACGACCAGAGCUGGUACUUGGACCAGGUCCUCCGCCGCAGACUCUAUGAAGAAUAUGGCGUCCAGGGCUGGGCCAUUGUGCAGUUCUUAGGCGAUGCGGUUUUUAUACCCGCUGGAGCGCCACACCAGGUACACAACCUAUACAGUUGUAUCAAGGUGGCUGAGGAUUUUGUGUCUCCAGAGCAUGUGAGACACUGUUUCAGACUGACCCAGGAGUUCAGACACCUGUCCACCACUCAUACCAACCAUGAAGACAAGCUACAGGUGAAAAACAUCAUCUAUCACGCAGUGAAGGAUGCGGUCGGCACGCUGAAGGCCCAUGAACCGAAACUCGCCCGCCCCUAGUCACUAAUCGUGUCCACACACACACACACACACACACACACACACACACACACGCACACGCACGCAAGCACGCGCACACACACGCGAUACAUUGCAAGCCCUACAUACAUAAACACACACUCAAGGUGCAAAGGGCAGAUAUAAAGUGCGGCGUAGUUUAUAUAUAUAUAUGGGUUAAGAGCAUGUCAAAUUUAGGGGAGGGUUCAACCUGGUUUUGGACUUGUGGGCGCCACAAUGAAGGAAGUCCUUUAUCGCUGUCGCACAAUACACUCAAACUUGUCUAGUUUUCCAAUUUGUGUUCAAAAUUUUGCUUUGAUUAACUCUGUAUUUAAGGUCAGUGUGUUUAUGUCGUUCCCAUUGUAUACGUAUGUAUGUGAGAGUAAUGAGUAACGGAGGUAUGAGCUGGCGUGCCUUCGCAGCAGAUGUUCAGCUACCUUAUACGAAACUGAUAUGUGCGUUUCAGGCUCAUGUUUCUAUUUUAAAGACGUCAACGUAUUUCUUCAAUAGACACAAGGUUAACCUGUUUUUGUAGAUUUCUUUUUGUUGUUCUUGCAGUUUUCAAACAGAGUGCUUCUACCCUAAGUGGCUGAAAUGUGUUUGUGAAGCAGCCAGUGAAGGGAAGCAGACCAAAGUUUUGUAUUUUUAGUUUUCACUUUCAGAAUAAUGAGUCUUUUCUUUUAUUAUACACCUGUACAUCAUUACACGGGUGAAUUUCAUAGAAGUGGCUUUUUUGGGUUACUUUAUUUCAUAGGCUGAAUAACUGCAGAUUUGCAACAACAUUGUUCUAAAAUCACAUUUGCAGCUGAACAGAACUACUGGCCAUUAACAUUGUAUCAAUAUAUAUAUUGAUCUUAGCAGUCUGUUUGAUUUUUCACAAUAAAGCUUGAGAAAAAUGGCUGUGUGCGUAUGUUUAUCAAGCUGCAGUGACAUUGUCUGUUUUGCUGUGAAUCCAUUAAAAUAUGUUGCGUAUGGCGCAUUUUAGAAGUAUCACUUGAUUUAAACCAGUGUGGCACAGUGAGCCGCCUCUCAGAAUAAAAUGCUGUUAAGUCCUC